Molecule: messenger RNA, 978 nt
Organism: Seriola dumerili (greater amberjack)
Lineage: Eukaryota; Metazoa; Chordata; Actinopteri; Carangiformes; Carangidae
Product: olfactory receptor 52E8-like
Exons: 2
Coding region: 1-978 (325 amino acids)
Biological process (GO): G protein-coupled receptor signaling pathway
Cellular component (GO): membrane
Molecular function (GO): G protein-coupled receptor activity
Source: RefSeq, a predicted model, not a curated record
AUGAAUUUGUCAUCUGUCAAUGGCACUUUUACUGCAGCUGGGAGACAGCGGGACACCUUCACUGCAGCUGUUACCAAGAAUGUGAUUGUCACAGCCCUCUGCAUCUCCAUUAACUACGUCAAUGGUACUCUGGUCCACACCUUCAGAAAGCACCAGAUUUUAAGUUUGAGCCCUCGUUACAUUCUGUUCAUCCACCUGGUGAUAAAUGACAUGACACAGCUGGCCCUGACCACUCUUCUCCACGUCAUCAGCUACACCCUGUAUACUAUCAGCGUACCUUUCUGCCUCAUCCUGCUGAUCAUCACCAUCCUCACCACCCUCAACACCCCACUAAACCUGGCUGGAAUGGCAGUCGAGUGCUACAUCGCCAUCUGCAUCCCCCUCCGUCACGGCCUGAUCUGCACUGUCAAAAAAACCUACAUCCUGAUUGGUUUGAUCUGGGUUGUCAGUGCACUCUCUAUCCUACCAGACCUCUUCAUCCUCCUGGCCACAGAGCCUCUGCACUUCUUUCACUCCAGAGUGUUAUGUACCAGAUAUACUGUGUUCAGAAGCAUCUACAGCCUGAAGAAGAGGGAAGCGUCACACAUUGUUUGUCUUGUUUUGGUUUGGCUCAUACUCUUUUACACUUACUUUAGGAUUCUGUUUGCAGCCAAGGGAGCAACUGCAGACUUUAAAAAAGCCAGAAACACUAUUCUCCUCCAUGGUUUUCAGUUGCUGUUGUGCAUGCUUACUUAUGUGAGACCCAUGUUUGAACAAGGUCUACUCUACUUAUUGCCCAAACAACACUUGUCCGUACGCUUUGCCUGUUACGUCAUUGUCCAGAUCCUGCCUCGGUUCGUUAGCCCCAUCGUUUACGGACUGCGAGACCAGACCUUCAGGAGAUAUGUGAGAAGGUACCUGCUUUGUAAAGUGAGCACAAGCAGCCACCCAGAAAAUGUCACCAAGCCGAACAUGACGUCUUCUAUGAGACAGCAGUGA